CAUGAUUGGACACAGCAAAAAGACCCAGAAUUCAAAGACAUGUCCAAAUAAACAUCGGCGGUCUUGACGUUUCCAUGGUAACUAAGAGACGCAACGUCACUUGUUGGCGUCGACAUGAUUGGCUAACCACACAUUCGUGUCUAGAAAAAGAGUAUAUAGAGGGCGAUCAUUCGGCAAAUCUGCGGCACUUUCUCUUCUCUUUGCUUCUGUUUAACUCUUGUGGAGUUGGACAGACGGCAAAAUGAUAGCUGCACUGCUCUUCGCUCUGGUGGUCCUCCAUUCUCCAAUCUUCAGUGUCGGUGUUGUUGGUUUCGCCAUACCCAUACGAUCGUUUUUCAGGAACGCCGACAAUGAUGCCUCGCCUGCGAUCCCAACUUCUGACGAAGAGGACAACUUAGGACCGCCUUUCAACAGUCUCUGCGCUUCACUGUCGUCUGCCGCGAAUAGGCGGGGAAAAGAAGGGCAGAAACUGGGCAUCAACAGCUUCAUGCUGUCUUUCUUCUGCCGACAGCGGAAAACGCGAUCUGAUGACCAGGUGCUGGCGGUCCCGUGUAAUGGCUCCAAGAGUCAGCACACUGACCUGCAGAUCCAGGGUGCUCGUUUCUUGUACAGCUGCCAGUUUCAGUUCGCGAUGCGGGAGGCAGCGGUGGUGCAGCGCGGGGAACUGGUCCUGAAGUUUCCCGCCGGGAACAGACACAUCCCGCCCUGGCUGUUCCUGGUGCCGGAUUUACACGGGCCAAUGGUCCGCGCUGCAUUCAAAAGAACUAUAGAAGAGGGUGAGGUCUAUGACGCUACAGAGACUAUCCGACAAUGGUCCAAACAGCCCUUUUCACCAAGGGCAUUUGAUAUCUGGCAACCUUGCGUCACCAAUGGAAUAACGCUGUGUUCCGGAAGCGAGGACCCCUCCCAGGCCUGGCAACUCCCGUUCCUGGCGAUGUACUACCGGAAAAGGGAACCAGACGACGUCAUCACCUAUCAGGACAUCCUGUUCCAGUUCACGGAGGACCCGGAGCAGUACCAGCCCAGGGACCGGAUGGUGAAGGCACAGCGUCCCAUGGAGAUAGUCAUAGUGAAUGGCGAGGUCAGUGCUGCACCAGAGGAUACAGAUGAUGAAGUACCGGAUGACCAGCUGCGUCAGGAAGAAGACGACGGGCUCCUGUCGACGCUGUGGAACAUCUCCCGGUCCGACAGCUCCAACCCUGCCCGUGCCGACAGCGCGCUGAUGGCGACCUACCUGAUGGACAGGCUCAACACCACCAAACAGCUGGAGAACUUCACUUUCUUCGUCAUCCCGUGUACACAUCAAGUGGUAAUUUCUGGCGCUCUACCAGCAGUGCGUUGCAGGUUGAAGUUGCCUGACUGGGGGUGGGCCUCCGAAGCCGUCCUGGUCGUCGGCGACGGCCCGAACCAAAGUGUCAAUAUCUUAGACUUGGAGAGGUCUGGGCACGUCAGCGCUAUCAUGGGAGUGAACUACCUGGUCCCGCUGAAGCACACAACCGUCAACAGGACAUCCGUGUUGGAGGGAGACGUGCUGAGGAUCAUCAGACGUUGGGCACGAAGUGGGCGAAAGACGGGGAGGGUUCUCAUCGAGUACUCGUCGACGUCAGAGGGACCGUGGCAGGAGAGCGGCAACGGGGGAGGGGAGAAGGGCGAGGGAGUCCCGUUCGGCUCCGUCUUCGUGUUCCUGAAGAUCAGCAAAAGGGCGCAGCAGGCUGACCCGUUCCGGUGGAGGAUGGACGCGAUCAAGAGGAACGAGAUGGGCUCAGGUCAUCAGGAUACCGGGAACGAGCCUGACAACGACACUGACGUCACUGACCUGGGGAUGAGGGAGUGGAGUAACGCUAGUGACGUCAUGACUGACGUGACCGCGACUCCUGUAGUGACCAGCCUCCUGGCUCCGGAAGACGCCUGCCAGCGGCCCGGCUUCCCCUGCCCGGCCCCAACUUCCCUCACCGUCCGCCGGACUGACCAGGGGACUGACCACGUCAGGGAGUACCUCAUAGAGCUGCUGAAGAAAGGCGGGAACCAGACUCCUCAGAUGUGGGUGAUUGCCUGCAGCGUCAUGGCAGCGUACCUGGAUGGCAUGGUCUGCAACAUCACCCUGGACGGGGCUCCCGUGCGGCCCAAAAGGGUCGACCUGCACCUCAACUUCAGCCUGUCCCCGCCGGACAACACCUCGUCUUCGCUGGAGGUGGACGUCUUCCACUGUGACGGCAUCACCGUGACCAAAGUGGCCAUCCUGCGGGAGGCCGGCGCGCACGUCCUGUCGGUCACCAGGGUCACCGACAACUGGAUGGACGACGCGGAGUGCAUCAAGGGAUUCUUCUUCCGCCCGAUCUGCUUCGACCGUUCCGCCAUGAUGGUCGCGUGCGAGGAGACGGUCCAGUUCGACAACGUCCCGUUCAUCGUGGUCUUCCCCAAGGACAGUUCUGGAUAAAUCUGUACCUGUCGGACUUGCAAUGC
Messenger RNA from Branchiostoma belcheri (Belcher's lancelet), 2463 nucleotides. RefSeq lists its product as uncharacterized. The record is from RefSeq and is a predicted model, not a curated record. Bases 242 to 2437 code for a protein of 731 amino acids. NCBI's taxonomy places the organism in Eukaryota, Metazoa, Chordata, Leptocardii, Amphioxiformes, Branchiostomatidae. The transcript is spliced from 8 exons.